Messenger RNA from Geodia barretti, 4434 nucleotides. The record is from the annotation of a GenBank genome assembly. NCBI's taxonomy places the organism in Eukaryota, Metazoa, Porifera, Demospongiae, Tetractinellida, Geodiidae.
AGUGUGCGACGCAGUCUGUCUAGUCUGCGUGCGUCUCGUCUGUGUAUGGAGGAGAAGACCGCUUAUCGAAGUGUUGGUACAGUGGCAGACCAGGGAACUAUGGAGGCGCUGCAGUGCGACAUCCACAUGACGGGCGAGCACGUCAUCGUGAGCAGGGGCGCUGGCUCUCUGUGGUGCAGUCGCAGGGACGGCUCACUGAAGCCUGGAAGCAUUGUGACCCCAGACAAUCUCCAGUCAGCUCGAUACCUGGCAAAUGCUAUGGUCUCGUGGGGAAGAUUCAGUUCUUUUCAGGCCUCCACCACGACCACAGGCUCAGAGUGGAAGCUGCUGCUGAUUGGCGGUGUCAGGUCUGUUGGGGACCUCCCUCUCUGUGGUCCGGUGUACUGCAUCCAGAGACUCAUCAUUAUCCCUCUAACGACAGACUCCUCCCCCGAGAUACUCGGACUUGAGGGUCUGAGAGAUCCCUCUCCGUCACCUGGACGUAAGGGGAGUUUGGGGAAACCUGAAGGAGGAGGGGGAGGGGGAGGGGGAGGGGGAGGGGGAGGACCUGGAGGGAGUAGCAAUAGACUGCGAGAAGACAAGGAGAAAGACAAACUGGAGAGGCGACUGAUGGAGGCCCUCCUGAGAAUGUUUAACGACUCUCACUCGUUCUAUUUCUCUGUGGAAGGAGACAUCACUCACACCCAGCAGAGAAAGAUGGGUCCUGCGGCCACCUCUGACUCAUCUCCUGACGACAACUACAAUUCUGACCUACCUUUCUGGGAGAAAGUUGACGAUAGGUUUUUCUGGAACAAGUGGAUGCUUCAAGAUCUACUCGACAUCACUUGUCAGAGAGUGUUGGUGGAGCCGUGGAUCCUGCCAGUUGUCCAGGGCUACGUGGAGAUCCGCACUCUUGUCCUGCACUCCAACAACCCUCCCAACGUCCUCCAGACCAGCCAGAGAGAGCCGCCGCUGGGAGCGAAGAGCAGCGAGCUGGGGGAGAAAGGUGGCGAGAAGAGAGAGGAGGGAGCUCACGAGGAGGGUGAGGAGGAGGAGGAUGAGGAGGAAGACAAGGGAGAUAUGAUUACAUUCUCACCCAAACUAGAUGUUUCCUCCAGCCACCUGCUGGUAGCGAGAGGUGGUGGAACUCCAAUCGGCUCCAGAGGUGAAGGCUCUGGCUAUGAGACCGACAGUGAGGGUGAGAGUAGCAGUGAUAGUCGUGGUGGGGAGGAGAGGGAGGAGGGGAAGGGAGAAAGAGGUAGAGGAGGAGGAGGAAGUGGUGAAGAUUCGUCAGGUGUGCAGCUAGAAGACAGACAGAUGCUGACUAUCAGUGUGAAUGAGCCACCAAGAGAUGGAGAAGAAAGAGGUGAAGUAAGAAACCAGCUCUCAGAGGAGCCGUCGGACAUUAAAAAGUCACCAGAAGGGGCGAGUGGGAAGGGACGUCGCCCGUUGCUGGAGAGAUUGAAACUGACCAGGAGAUCGAAUUCCCCGGAGAGAGGAGGGCGGGAGGAGGGGGAGGGAGGUGGAGGAGCAGGGAUCAUGAUGACGGUCAGGAGAGGGCUGCUGGGUCUGAAUGGAGAGAGACUGGCAGUGGUGGGGAGACGAGGGGGAGAGGACGGGGAGAUGUGUGAGAGUGGGGAGUCUGGGGAGGGGAGAGGUGUGGCGGGGGAGAGCGGAGAAGGAGGGGACACAGGGGUGGGGGAGACAGAGGAGAACGAACAACCGACAGAAGAAGGUGGCAAAAACGACGACUAUUGUUUCACACUGGCCUUGGUGUCACGCCGUAGUCGACACAGAGCAGGGACGAGGUACAGGAGGAGAGGGGUCGACCCACUGGGAAAAGUGGCCAACUUUGUUGAGACGGAAAUGAUCCUGCAGGCAGGGUCACACCACGCCUCCUACGUUCUAGUGAGGGGGUCCGUUCCCGUGUUUUGGACCCAGCCUGGGACCAAGUACCGACCGCCUCCAAUCAUCGAGAGAGGAGAAGAGGAGACACAGGAGGCAUUCAAGAAGCACUUUGAAGAGCAGUUCUCGCUCUACAAUCAUGUGGCCAUCGCCAGUCUCAUAAACCAGUCUGGAAGAGAAGCAGUGUUGGGAGAAGCGUUCAAGAAACACGUUCUUGCUCUGGACGAACCAAACGUAACCUACGUCACCUUUGACUUCCACAGACACUUCAAAGCCGACCAAAACGGAGCUAUCCAGCGUCUGGUGACUGCCACUCGAAGCCUCAACAAGAAAUUCAAAUUCUGCUGGGUAGACACCAACGUAUCGUCCGGCCCUCUCUGUCGGCAGGACGGGGUGUUCAGAGUCAACUGCAUGGACUGUCUGACAGAACAAACGUGGUUCAGACUGCCUUCUCUGCAAAAGCUGGGGAUAAUUCCAUUUGACGAGCACCUGAGCGGAGCGAUGCUCACCACCUACAAGUUGAUGUGGGCCAACAAUGGAGACUGCAUCAGUCGGCAGUACACUGGCACAGCUGCCAUGAAGGGUGACCUGACGAGGUAUGGUGAGAGGAAGUUCAGUGGAAUGAUGAAAGAUGGCUACAACUCUGCUCACCGGUACUAUCAGAAUCUGUUCCGAGACAGCUACAGACAAGUACUGAUAGACCUGAUGCAAGGGGUUCCCCACAGCGAAGCCUUCUCGUCACUGCCACCCUCUCUGAGAGGCAAAGGAGGAGGUGAGGAGGAGGAGGAGGAAGAGGAGGCAGUGGAGGAGGAGCUGUGGUCUCUGGACAGAGAGCAGGCCAUUGCGGAGAUGGUCCAGCUGUGUCGCGAGGAGCUGUUUCCCACCAAGACCCUCACGGUGGUGGGCUGGGCACUGGUGGAGGCCGCCGGCUACAGCUUCGUGGAGGGCUCGAGGAAAGAGGAGGACUGUGUGGUCCUCCAGUGUAGGGAGCAGAACCAGCUCUGCAUGGCCAGCUAUAAUGUGGAGGAUGAUCAGGUGAACUGCUUCAUUCGUAUUCCCAUGGAGAAGGUCAAGAAGAUAGUCAUUGGUCCACUGGGUACCAUCCUGCGGAGCUCUCAGAAGAGGCUGCACAUGCGUCUCUACUACACUCUCAUGGACUCCAAACAGUGCUACUUCACUCUCAAGACCGUCAACUUCACCUCCAUGGAAGAAGACAGAGAUAUUCUGCUGAGUAUUGCCAGUACCCUCUCCAGCAUCUGUACUAACAUCUUGGUACAGGAGCAAAAGCUUACCAAGAAGAAAGGUCCAGUCCACCAGGGAGUCAUAUAUCUAGUGAUGCCCAAAGAGCUGGCGUGGGAGGACACCCUCUUGUCAAGAACUAACAAGGCUAAGGGGGGAGAUGGAGGAGAUUCAGUCGAGGAGGGAGAGAUGUGGGAGGAAGAGGAAGAAGAAGAGGAUGAGAAAGAGCAGUCUCUCUCAAUGCCAGCCUCUCCUACUCUGCCUAAGAGACAUGUGCCAACUCACAGGAUCCAACGACUUCGCAGUCAGAGCUUCGAUGACAUCAUCUCCAGUGUCAACAACGAGGACAGUCUUUCACCUCCUCCCUCCAUCACUACUGCCGACCACGAUCAUCCUGGUGGACACGUCAGGGCAAGAAACUUUGCCUUUGAGACGAUGCCUUCGCUGGACUCCGGGUCCGAUUCUGGUACUGAACCACUACCCCGGCGUGGACUGGGGACAGUAUAUGACCACACCCACCUCGUUAGCUCGCAGCCUGAAAUGGCAUCGAGUAAACCAUCAUCAUCUUCAUCACGGGGAGAGGGAGGAGGAAGACUCAACCAGCUGAGAGGGAAACUGCUGGGCAGGGUUCGUCGAGAUCAGGGGCAGCAGAAGACCCACCAAUCACUGGAGGUUCCUCUCCGGCAAAUAAGACCUCACCUUCACGACAUACCCUCUGAUGGUGGACCUGACAUUGGAGGAACAGGGGACUCUGCUACAGUGGAGGAAACUAUAACUGCUGCUCCUCCCUCUUCCCAGCCACAGCAGGGGUCACAGGUUACCAAUAGGCUACUGGCUGUCGGACAGAGGUUCAGGAAUGCCCCGCCUAGUCUGCUGCGCAGGAUGGGUGUGGUCGGUGGUGGGAGUGGUCAACAUCAUGCGACUCAAGCCCCGCCCCCAAUAUUACAGCACAAUGAUGUUGCAAAUGAGAGUGCAACAAGAAAAUCAAACAGCAAUUUUAUAUCAUUGUAGUGUAUAUGCAAUAAUGUGGUCUAAUACUGUAGUGUCUAUUUUUCAUGUCUUAUGGCCAUGGAUAUAUACGACAACACUGAAGGGCAAUAAAUAGAUAUGUGAUAUAAAGACAAAAGAUAAAUUGUACUUACUCUCUGCAGUGGUAGAGAUAGACAAUGUGUGGUAGUGAGGUGAAGAGGAAGAUGAAGACAAAAGUAGUUCAAACAUUCACUAUUAAUGUGCCAUUGUCACUUACUGCCUGCAGUGGUAGAGAUAGACAAUGUGUGGUAGUGAGGUGAAGAGGAAGAUGAAGACAAAAGU